Messenger RNA from Anguilla rostrata (American eel), 3345 nucleotides. RefSeq names its product ddb1 and cul4 associated factor 5 (gene dcaf5). The transcript has 10 exons. Lineage: Eukaryota; Metazoa; Chordata; Actinopteri; Anguilliformes; Anguillidae. Bases 265 to 2745 code for a protein of 826 amino acids. The record is from RefSeq and is a predicted model, not a curated record. Gene Ontology annotation, molecular function: protein binding. Gene Ontology annotation, cellular component: Cul4-RING E3 ubiquitin ligase complex; cytoplasm.
AGCUGGGCUGAUGAUGUCGGCAACGGAGGAGGAGGCUCGCGCAGAGCAGGAAGCGACGCGUGUGGAGUGUGCAAUGCAAACAAAAUCUUCGUUGUAUUGGGGGCUAUUUUUUUCUUUACCACGAUGUAGCCAUUAACAAAACAGACACGAAGAAAACUUUAACGUCGUCUACAGUCGGACAAACUCCACGUAUGAUUGUGACACUGCGCAUAUUAUAAGCAAGGGGCAGUUAGCGAGCUGGCUACAACGAACAGCCAAAGAAAUAUGAAAGAGGUGAAGGGCUGCGGUAUGCGUUCUUCCGUGGGGUUCCUAUCCCGGAGAAAGAUCACCGGGCACCCCCUAAUGAAGGAGGAAUUUCAGAGACUCAGACUGGCCGGGUGCACAAGUCUUUAUAAGAAAGAUAUGCUAGGGCAUUUUGGAUGCGUUAAUGCCAUAGAGUUUUCCAACAAUGGAGGAGAAUGGCUGGUGUCCGGAGGAGAUGACCGACGGGUGUUACUCUGGCACAUGGAGAAAGCGAUCCAUUCACGAGCCAAGCCUCUGAAACUAAAGGGAGAACAUCUAUCCAACAUCUUCUGCCUGGCCUUUGACAGUACCAACAAGCGUGUCUUCUCUGGGGGUAAUGAUGAACAGGUCAUUCUUCAUGACGUGGAGAGGGGAGAGACACUGAACGUGUUCUUGCACGAUGAUGCAGUUUACGGCCUGUCCGUCAGCCCGGUCAACGAUAACGUGUUCGCCAGCUCCUCUGACGAUGGUCGUGUUCUCAUCUGGGACACCCGUGAGCCCCCACACGGAGAACCUUUUUGCCUGGCCAACUACCCGUCGGCGUUCCACAGCGUGAUGUUCAACCCGGCCGAGCCUAGACUGCUCGCCACGGCCAACUCCAAGGAAGGCGUGGGGCUGUGGGACAUCCGCAAGCCGCGCAGUUCCCUGCUGCGUUACGGGGGUAGCCUGUCGCUGCAGAGCGCCAUGAGCGUGCGCUUCAACAGCACGGGCACCCAGCUGCUGGCGCUGCGGAGGCGGCUGCCCCCCGUCCUGUACGAGCUGCACUCCCGCCUGCCCAUCUUCCAGUUCGACAACCAGGGCUACUUCAACUCCUGCACCAUGAAGAGCUGCUGCUUCGCCGGGGACCGCGACCAGUACAUAUUGUCGGGGUCCGAUGACUUCAAUCUGUACAUGUGGAGGAUUCCCAAGGAUCCGGAAGCAGGGGGCCCUGGUCGAGUGGUGAACGGGGCUUUCAUGGUGUUGAAGGGACACCGUUCCAUCGUCAACCAGGUGCGGUUCAACCCCCACACCUACAUGAUCUGCUCUUCAGGCGUGGAGAAGGUCAUCAAGGUGUGGAGCCCGUACCAGCAGCCGGAGAGCAUGGGGGACCUGGAGGGGCGUGUGGAGGACAAGUCGCGCAGCCUGUACACGCACGAGGAGUACAUCAGCCUGGUGCUGAACAGCGGCAGCGGCCUGUCGCACGACUACGUCAGCCAGUCCAUCCAGGAGGACCCGCGCAUGAUGGCCUUCUUCGACUCGCUGGUGCGCCGGGAGAUCGAGGGCUGGAGCUCCGACUCGGACAGCGACCUGAGCGAGGGCGCCAUCCUGCAGCUGCACGCCCGCGGCCGCCGCGCGCUGAGGUCCCAUGCCCCCGCCCCCACAGCCGCCGCAGCCGUGGCCGCCGCCGCAGCCGAGCGCCGCCACAGCGACUCGGACCACUCCUCCUCUUCCUCGCUGGCGGGUCCGGACGGGGCGGCGGCCCUGCUGGACGAGGGGGAGGGGCUCCCGCGCCGGGGGGGCAUGGUGGGCCAGUCCUACCAGUCGGUGCGGCUGCUGGACCUGGCCAACGACUCGUCGGACUCCAGCGGCUUCUGGCCCGACCCCGUGCUCCGCCCCCGCUCCCCCAGCCCCCGGGGCAACUCCAGCCUGUCCAGCCGCAGCACCUCCCCCGCCCGCUCCAGCUCCUCCACCUCCUCCAGCUCCAGCUCCAGCAGCGACGGGGAGGACGAGGAGCGGCGCCGGGCCGACACCCGCCGCCGCAACGCCGCCCGCAGGCGCCGCAUGCGCUUCCCCUACCAGCCGGGGGACCGGCCCGAGUCCGCCCAGGCCCUCUACCCCGGCGUGGACUCCUGCAGCUACCCCAAGAUCGCCGUCGAGGACCCCUCCUCCUCGUCUUCCUCCUCCUCCUCCUCCUCCUCGGUGGACGAGGCGACGGCGGUUUCGGGCGACGUUCGAAAGCGGAGAAGCCCCCAGAGAGACCGGGACGGACGGCCGGGCCCCGAGACCCCCCCCGGAUCCAGCUCCGCCCCCUCUCCCGAGCGCCCGGAGGGGGAGGCGGGCGGGGCAGCGCCGGAGAGACUUUCGGGCGGAUCCCCGCCUCUUUCGCAGGACAGGCUGGGUGAGAGGACCAAGCCGAGGGGCGGGGCCCGGGACGGUCGCGGGACGGGGGCCGCGGAAGGCGCCCCCGAAAGUCCGGGUUCGGCGCCGAGCCACGGCUCGCAGCCCGCCGACGGGAGCAGGGGCAUUCUGGGACAGCCGAGCCCCGAGCUGAACGGACAGCACCGCGAGGACCCCCACACCUCCGCGCCCCCCGAGCCCGAUGCCGGGGGCCGCAGCAAACCCCAAGCGCAGGAGCCCGCGGGGGAGACCCAGCCCCCCCGGAGAUGCCAAACCGCCGGCGCCGCCGCACUCAAACGGACUCGGCUCGGCUCGGGCGGGGCGGGCUCGGACAGCCCCCCCUCAGAAAAGAAGCUCAAGACAUGAUGACACCUCUUCCAAGAGCGCCGUUUCUUUAGCAACAACAACAACAACAAAAAAAAAAGACGAUGAGCCACACAUCUUAGAUUGGUUCUUCUUUGGGUUUUUACAAUCCAUAUGUCUGUUUUUCUUUCUUUUUUUCUUCUUUUAAAAGAGGGUGCUGCGGAGGCCGCCUGUGACACUUGGAUCAGACUAAGCACUGCUGGGGGAAACCUGCAGGAUAAAGAAUAAUGAUUGGAUGAUGGAACGUCACUUCCUGUCACUCAACACUCAGAAAGCAAAGCAGAUUUGCUGGCCACCGGUACAUCUGUGAAGCUUCCUGCCUGAACUGUGUCAUAACUCCUGGAGACCUGUUUUCACAGCUGACAGUAAAAUCAAUAAUAUUAUUAAUAAAUGCAGACGGUAAUCAUACUUAGUGCAUUUUUUUUUUGCAAACUGUUCAGUUUUAAAAUUCAUUUUUAAAUUCCACGUUUUUGGGCUUGCUUUCUCUGUUUGACGAUAUGAAAAUUGUAGACACGCACAUGCAAAAAAAAAAAAAAAAGAUUUGCGUAAAAGAUGAAGAGCCCUUCUUACGUGGACUGGAUUCAGUGUUUUGUUCUGGGUUUU